Molecule: messenger RNA, 3247 nt
Organism: Rubroshorea leprosula
Lineage: Eukaryota; Viridiplantae; Streptophyta; Magnoliopsida; Malvales; Dipterocarpaceae
Source: the annotation of a GenBank genome assembly
CAAAAUUUCCAAACUGCCCAUCUUCCUUAGAUUAGACUUUCAUAGCUUUAUAACCUUUUUUGUGCUAAACACAUAAUAAGCUAUUUAGAUAUCCAAGCAGAAAGGUUCUGAAACUCAAAUAGCAGAACCAAAAGGGUCCCUUCAUCUUAUCUAUGCACUCCUGGUUUUACUACAUAUGCAAACUUCAAUUGGAUCCAAUUCAACAACAACUGAUGAUGGAGUUAAGUGCAUAAAGAACGAAAGACAAGCUCUUCUUGCAUUUAAGCAAGGUCUGGUUGAUGAACAUGGAUGGCUUUCCUCAUGGGGCAGUGAAGAAGAGAAAAAGAAUUGCUGUGAAUGGGAAGGAGUUCAAUGUAGCAACACAACUGGGCACAUCACUGUGCUUAAUUUAACCACAUAUUCGUAUGACCUUUAUUUUAUCUUAAGAGGUAACCUUAGUCCUUCUCUAUUUGAGUUGCAGCAUUUAAUUUAUUUAGACCUCAGUGGGAAUAAUUUCAAUUUAAGCCACAUUCCAGAGUCUAUUGGUUCACUUAACAAAAUACACCAUCUUGAUCUCAAUUAUUGUAAUCUAAGUGGAUCUCUUCCUAGUCAGCUUGCAAACCUCACAAGUCUGCAAUAUCUUGAUCUUGGCUAUAAUAACUUCAACAGUGUCAAAAAUCUUGAGUGGCUCUCUCAUCUUUCUUACUUGCAAUACCUUGAUUUGAGUAGAAUCGACCUUAGUAAGGUCAACAAUGACUGGCUGCAAUAUUUCCCCAUAAUUAAUACUUCUAGUACUUCUCUCAUUUACCUUAAUCUAGGAGGCAACAAUUUGACUACUUCUGCAUUCGAAUGGUUGUUCAAUUUUAGCAACAGCCUUGUCAGUCUCUCUUUGUAUUCUAAUCAAUUUCGAGGGCCAAUUCCUGAAACUUUUAGUUGCAUGACUCUCCUAGAGGAGCUAAUUUUCUCGAAUAAUCAAUUGGAAGGGGGGAUUCCAAAAUCCUUUGGGAACCUGUGCAAAUUAAGGUACCUAGAGCUAUAUGAUAACCAUCUUGAUGGAAUGCUUCUUGAACUCAUUGGUAACUUAUCUGGAUGUCUACAACUCUCCUUGGAAGAAUUGUGUUUGGGUGGAAAUAAAAUCAAGGGACCCUUGCCUGAUAUGAUAAAAAACUUCCACUCACUGCGAGUGUUGGAUCUUUUCAAUACUCAACUAAGUGGUACUGUGCCCGAAAGUAUUGGACUCCUAUCAAACCUUGAUGGCUUAUAUAUUUCUUCCAAUUCUUUGAAUGGGACGAUCAAUGAAUCACACUUUUCAACACUAUCUAAGUUACGAGGGUUGGGCAUGUCUUCUAGUUCUUUGAGCAUCAACUUUAGCAAUGACUGGAUUCCUCCAUUCCAGUUGCAAUAUAUAAGACUUGGGUCGUGCAAGUUGGGCCCAAGCUUUCCAAGCUGGUUAAAGUCCCAUAGAAAUUUUUCUUAUCUUGAUAUCUCUGAAAGUGGAAUUUCAGAUAGCAUUCCAGAGUGGUUUUGGAACCUAUCUUCUAGGGUAGUUUAUGUGAAUCUUGCUUCCAACCAUAUCUCUGGAAAUUUGCCAGAUUUGUCAACAAAAUUUUCUCAUUCUUUUCCCCCUGGGAUAGAUUUGAGUAAAAACGAGUUGGAGGGUCCAUUGCCAGUAUUACCUGUUAAUGUCACAUCCAUAAACCUAUCAGAAAAUAGGUUCUCUGGGUCAAUUUCUUCUCUCUGUACUAUAACUGGUGGGACAAUUCAGUUCCUUGAUGUUUCGCACAAUCAACUAUCUGGAGAGUUUCCUGAUUGCAUAACACAAUGGACAAGUCUAGAGAUUCUGAAUUUGGCUAAUAAUCAUUUAGUUGGGAAAAUUCCAAACUCUAUUGGAUCUUUGUAUUAUCUUGAAUCGUUGGCUUUGCAAAACAACAGUUUCUCUGGAGAAAUACCUCAGUCUCUAGGAAAUUGCAGUGCCUUGCAAUUUCUGGACUUGAAUUAUAAUAACUUCUCUGGGAAAAUACCAACCUGGAUUGGAGAAAGGCUAAGUUCACUAAGUUUCCUUCUCCUGAGGUCCAAUAAUUUCAGUGGAGACAUCCCCUUGAAGCUAUGCUGGUUGAAAAAUAUUACGGUGCUAGACCUCUCCAACAACAAUCUAUCUGGAAACAUACCAUCGUGCAUCCAGAAUCUGACCACAUUAGCUCAAAAGGAGAGUUCAGCCAUUGAUUAUUAUUUUGCAGUUUCAUAUCCUGAUGGUAAUGGCUAUUACAAAGGAUUCUAUGUUGACAAAGCAUCUGUAAUGUGGAAAGGAAUGGAGCGUGAUUAUGAGAAUGGAAAUCUCAAGACUCUAAAGAUUAUUGAUCUUUCAAGCAACAAAUUAACAGGAAAGAUUCCAGUCGAGGUAUCUGUUCUCUCGGGACUGGUUCAAUUGAACUUAUCAAGAAAUCAGUUGACGGGAUGGAUUCCUUCAAAGAUUGGGCAGAUGAGACAGUUAGAAUCACUUGAUCUGUCACAGAACCAGCUUUCAGGUCAUCUUCCUGGGAGCAUGUCCCAAUUAAAUUUCCUCAGCACUUUGAAUCUAUCGUACAACAACUUUUCAUGGAGAAUCCCAUUAUCAACCCAAAUGCAGUCCUUUAAUGCUUCUGCAUUUGUUGGUAAUCCUUUACUCUGUGGACUUCCUCUGACACCAACUUGCCCGGGAGAUGAAAAAUCAAAGAGCAAAUCAACAGAUAGUGGUGGCAAAGACAAUCAAGAAGACACAGCUGAAUUUUGGAAAUCAUUUAAACCGGGUAUCGAACUUGGAGCGGCAAUCGGCUUUGUGGGAGUUCUGGCUGUGAAGUUAGAUCAUCCAUGGAAACAUCUCUGUUUCCUGUUGUUCAACAACGUGAGGGUCCGCUUCAGCAACUUGAAGGACUGCCUUUAUUUACUUGUAGCAGCAGUUGGUUUGCUGGUGACAGAACAUGUAUCCAGAUUGGGAAGAAAGUUGAAGUUGUAUGAGGCAUCAGUCUCUUCCUAGAGGCCGAUAAAGGUUCAAGAUGUUUCAUCUUGCAAGGUGAACUUCCAGGAUGUCUUCUCCUCUGUCCGCAUCAAUAAGUCCAAGCUGAGCAGGGCAUUGUUUCUUCCUUUAUUUAUAAGUGUGUCUGGUUGAAAGGUCUGUUUAAAUUAAAUGGUUUGCGCUUUUUCUUCGAUCGUCUAUUUUGUAAUAAUUUGCUUGAAACUCAUAUGCAAUAUGGAUUUGUAUUCUGUAAUUUAACAAAGUCUGCAACCUGGA